AUGUCUCUAAGGGUCGACGACAGCAGCCGCCGCACCCGUUCACGGUCCCCAGGCCGUCGCGAGCGCAGCCGCAGUCCUGCCCCUCCCGCCAUGGUCGAGCCCCCGCGGGAGCCUACCUACGCUUACCCCGAAGAUGACCUCUCCAAGUACGCCCUUGAAAGAGGAGGCGCCAACUUCAUCACCGCCGAGCCCGGGGUUCCCGUGCUUCCCUCCGGGACCAUGUCGGGUGCCAUCCCCUACCCCGAAGACGGGACAAGCGAGGCCUUGUUCCCCGGCACCCGCUCGCUCUACGACUACGACGGCGACCGCACCUCAUCCUACCGCCCUCCCGCGUCUCCGAGAGAAAGCUCCUACCGCAGCUCUCGCGACAGAUUCGACGAGCCGCAGAUCCGCGCAGUGUCGCCGCGCGAGGAUGACAAGCUGAACUACCUGCCCGCCAAGUACAGCAGCCACACCCGCAACCGCAGCCGCAGCAACAGCAAGUACGGCAGCGACGAGUACCCGCCUCCGCAACCGCCUCGUCCAGACAACAGGGAACUUUACCCCCCGGCCAAGCCUCCUCGCCCUGUGUCCCCCGGCGGCUACGCUUACGCCCAGCCUCAGCCCUACCAAUAUGCCAACGCGGACGGCAAGACUGAGAAGGAGAGGAAGAAGGAGGAAAAGAAGAAGGCCCUGGAGGAAAACCUCACCUACGGAUAUGACCAGUAUGCGCAGAAGCCCAGCUUAGCUCUUGAGCCACCGCGCCACUCUGGCCGCGCCCCGAGCCCAGGCCCUCAAAUCUCGGCUGGUGCUGCUGCGUACUACGGAGCUGACCCCAAGAUCUCGUCAAACGUCUUGACCGUUGAGCCAGGCAGCCGCAGGCGUGACAAGUCGCCUCAGCCGCCCACCCACCGCAUGUCCAACCUGUCUGUCAACACCGGCCACCACUCCCUGAACAUGAACCUCUCCUUGGCCAACGCCCCGGGCUCCCCGCUACUCGAGUCGUACCACGGCACAUAUCAAGACAUGUCUCCCAUGCCGUCGCCCAUGCUCCUCGCCUCCUCCCACCCACAUGACAUGGAGCCCAUCUCUCCACUCGGCUCUGACGACGAGGGAAGACGGCGUCGGAGGGCGCGGUUCCACGACAUUGAGGAUGACGCCUCCAGAAUCGCAAAGGCCCUGCGCAGCGACCGCAAAAACCCCGACCCCGAGCCCCUGAUCGAGAUCCUGCCCGGACUCACCCACGACCAGGUGAUGAACCUGCGCAAGGAGUACAAGGCCCUCGUCAAGACGGGCCCGGAGCGCAAGGGCGUCAACGUGGCCAAGCACAUCCGCUCCCGCCUCAAGGACGCAGACCCCAACCUCAUGAAGGCCUGCUACGCCACCGCCCUCGGCCAGUGGGAGAGCGAGGCGUACUGGGCCAACUUCUGGUACCAGGGCGACAAGACGCGGCGCGAGCUGCUCAUCGAGGCGCUCAUGGGCCGCACGAACCACGAGAUCCGCCUCAUCAAGGACGGCUUCAACGACAAAAAGUACGACAACAGCCUGACCAAGUGCAUGAAGACGGAGCUCAAGGAGGACAAGUUCAAAAAGGCCGUGCUGAUGGUGCUCGAGGAGCGGCGCAUGGAGGAGUACGACCCCUACGGCCGCCGCCUCGCCGUCGACUACCACCAGGUCGAGGACGACGUGGCGGACCUGCGCAAGGCAGUCAAGUCGGAAAAGGGCGGUGAGACGCUCAUGAUCAGCAUCGUCGUACAACGCAGCGACUCGCAUCUGCGCGAGGUGCUCAAGUUGUACGAAAGGACGUACCAGUCCAACUUUGCGCGCGACGCGCUCAAGAAGAGUGGCAACCUGGUCGGCGAACUGCUGGCUCACAUUCUCAACGGCGUCAUCAACAAACCCGUGCGAGACGCCCUGCUGGUCCACCACGCCCUGACCGCAAGCCGCAAAGACGACCUGCGCCGCGAGCUGCUCAUCUCCCGGCUGGUCCGCUUCCACUGGGACCGCCACCACAUGGAGGCUGUCAAGCGGGCGUACCGCGAGAGGUACGGACGUGACAUGCAGGAUUCCGUCAGGGAGGCCACGAGCGGCGAGUGGGGUCUUUUCUGCAGGGAACUGUGCAUCUACCGCAUGCCCGACGAUGAGAAGGUCUUUGAGCGACGAUGA
This is a messenger RNA of Colletotrichum gloeosporioides, 2145 nucleotides long. RefSeq lists its product as uncharacterized. The record is from RefSeq and is a predicted model, not a curated record. Gene Ontology annotation, cellular component: cytoplasm. Gene Ontology annotation, molecular function: calcium-dependent phospholipid binding; calcium ion binding. Lineage: Eukaryota; Fungi; Ascomycota; Sordariomycetes; Glomerellales; Glomerellaceae. The coding region runs from base 1 to 2145 and encodes 714 amino acids. The transcript is spliced from 2 exons.